AUGGAGACUUUGUAUAUUAAUCGAAGACUGAAGAAGCUUAAUACAGAAUCAGAGAAGUCGAAGAGUACGGUGAAGAAAAGAAGGAAGGACUCGCUUGAUAGUGAGGAAUUAGAGAAUGAAGCUUUGGCAAAGGUACAGACAGAAAGAAAAGUUACGAAGAUUCCAUUUUAACCAAGAAGACUACGAAGACGCUGUAAAGGCUAUAAGGGAAGGAAAGGACCAGAUCAGGAUAUAUUUUGGCCUAUGCUGCCUGCGGAAAAGCCAAGUAAAGAAUUACGGCAUUGUAAAGGACCUUGUACGGAUUGUGAAGACAGAAAAAGACCGUGAUAUUUUGUAUGAAGCAAGCUGCCUUUUGUUGGAUCUGUGUAACGGCACACAGAAACAAGUACUCCAUUUGAUACAGAAUACAGCCCUAGAUGGGCUUAGAGAGAUGAUAAUCAUGCAGGAUGAAGAAAUUUCGAAGUUUGCGAUUAAUACUUUGGUGAAUUGGGCAAUCAAAUCAGCAAGUGUCAGGGACUCUUUGGUACAAGAAGAUACCCAUACUUUUAUCAUUGAUCUGCUACCUGACCUGGAAGAGGGACAAAUGGUCAAUGACUGAUUAAUCUUUCUUUGAAAUCUUUUUAGAAAGCAUCCUAUGAUGGAAGAUCAAUAUGUAAAAGCUAUUAUUCCUGGCUUAAUUACUUAUUUAAAGUGGCUGGAUGAUACGCUCGAGCUUGAAACUAUUUUAGAGAUGGAGGGAUUAGGUAUUGAAGAUGAGGAUAUUUUUCAAACUUCAAAGGAAAAUACGAGGAAAGAUAUUACAAUUUCUAUACUUUGGGCUCUAUCUUUUCUUCCAGAGAGAAAGAUCUGCAAAUUAUGAAUGCUAGACGAGGACCUGAUGCUCUUGGUUCUCAAAUGCUUUAGAGAGAGUAAGAAUCCAUACCUCAGGCUUCCAGCACUCAGGUUUCUUGGGAAUGUUUGCUCAGAUGAUGACAUCUUGGCAAAGAAACUAAUGGUUGAUUACAACUUUGCAGAAGCACUGAAGACAUCCAUCAAGGACAAGAAGACUUUUCUACGUAAGGAAACUUGCUGGGUGGCAUCAAACAUAGUCUGUGGGCCGAUGUCAAACAUUUUCCUGGUCAUGAAGAACCUUUUGGAAGAUAUUUGUCAUAUGUACCUUUAUGAUACACCUCAAAUAAUGGAGGAAGCAAGUUGAAUUCUUCUGAACUGAACUCAGAAAAUAAAUGAGAGAACUAUUGAGUGUUUAUGAAAGGCUGAUAUCAUUGAUAUCUUUGCUAAGAAGAUUGAACAAGAGAAGCUGAAUGAAACUCAGGAGGAUAUUAUCCUCACUUUUCUAGAGGAAUUUCUGAAGAAAACAAUGAGAUUUCCUCCCCAUAAAGAAAUCAAGACUAUUUACAGAGAGAGCAAGGUAAUGGAAUUCAUAAAAGAGAAAGCUCUUACAAAGAGUGAGUCUUCUAAUGGUAUCAAAGCCUAUGAUAUCCUAGCAAGGUACUUUCGUGAUAUCAAAGAAGAGCUUUUUCCUAAAUAA
Moneuplotes crassus is the source of this 1528-nucleotide messenger RNA. Lineage: Eukaryota; Ciliophora; Spirotrichea; Euplotida; Euplotidae. The record is from the annotation of a GenBank genome assembly.